Numida meleagris (helmeted guineafowl) is the source of this 5722-nucleotide messenger RNA. RefSeq names its product collagen type XVII alpha 1 chain (gene COL17A1). The transcript has 57 exons. The coding region runs from base 290 to 4813 and encodes 1507 amino acids. The record is from RefSeq and is a predicted model, not a curated record. NCBI's taxonomy places the organism in Eukaryota, Metazoa, Chordata, Aves, Galliformes, Numididae.
UUUUUUCCAGUGAGUGUCAGAUAAUUGGAAGGGUAGGGUGAGGCAGGAAACCGCGACACACCUUUGUCAGGACUUGUUUAAGAGCAGGGGAAUAGAAAAGCACAAGAAGGGUGAGAGUAAAACAGGUUAAAUUAAGAAGAGCUGAGCAUUUUUGGAUCAUCAUUCAGAUUCCGCACACCUUUGGAGGGACAUGAUAGUGUAGGUGGCAAAUUAUAUAGGAAACGGGAUACGGUUGAGGAGAAGAUCAGAUUUUCAUUUCAGUAACCAAAGCAUUUGAGGUGGAAAUGAUAUGGAUUCUGUAACAAAGAAAACGAGGCAGGAUGGAUCAGAAGUUACAGAGAGACUUAUUACAGAGACAGUAACUACAAGACUGACAUCUUUACCACCCAAAGGAGGGAGCAGUAGUGGACUCAAGACAUCGUCCCACACUGGAGGAAGUGGAGUUGAAAAGAGGUCUUACACCCAUAGCAGUGGCUAUGUGACUUCAAGUGGAAGUGGUAGACUGAAUUCAUCAUCAUCUGGCUACAGACAAACACAGUCUCCCAGCUCAACUCUCACCAAAUCACCUGGCUCAACAUUUGAAAGAAAAACCUAUGUCAACCGCCAUGCAACAUAUGAAGGGAGCUCCAGUGCUAACUCUUCUCCAGAGUUCCCCAGGAAGGAGUUUGCAUCUGCCUCCACAAGAGGGAGAAGCCAAAGUCGAGAGAGUGAAAUAAGAGUCCGGCUGCAGAGCGCUUCUCCCUCUGGCAGGUGGACGGAGUUGGAUGAUGUAAAACGUUUACUGAAAGGAAGUCGAUCAGCCAGCUGCAGCCCUACUCGAUCAUCAUCAAGUACCCUCCCAAUACCGAAAAAAGCUGUGGUAGAGACAAAAAUGGUUACCGAGAGCUCUCAGUCAGUGUCGGGGACAUACGAUACAACUAUACUGAAUACCGCCCUCCCUCCAUACACAUGGUCCUCAACUCUGCCUGCUGGGUCUUCCCUUGGAGGAUACCAUAACAGCAUGGGCCAGAGCUCUUCCUUGAUCAAUGCUAUGUCUCACUCUACAGGAUCAGUUUUUGGUGUUCCAAAUAACCUGGCUCCUAGCAGUCAUGCUCUGAACACAGGCCUGAGCACUUCCUCAACAGUGUUUGGAGUUCAAAACAAUCUGUCACCAAGCUCUUCAGCCCUGAAUGCCACUGCAGCCUCUGCAGCAUAUGGGAUGAAGAACACUUCUCAGAGCAACACCGUGAAUAGUACUGGUGUGUCUGCCUCAGCAGGUGGAACCAUUUUGAACUCCCAGGGAGAUGACUUUCUGCGCAAAGACUGCAAGUUCCUACUGCUGGAGAAAGAGAAUGCCCCAGCAAAGAAGGAGAUGGAGCUCUUAGUCAUGACAAAGGAUAGUGGCAAAGUCUUUAGUGCUUCUUCCACUGGGCUUAGUGGAGGAUCCUUUGCAGAAGACACCUUGAAGAAAGAGAAGCAGGGGCUUUCCUCUUACGCUGCAGAUACUGGCCUGAAAUCGGAUGCAAAUGGAGGAUUGAAAUCAGCACCGACAAGGGACAAAGCAACAUAUGCAGAAAUACGAAAUGGUGACGUAGGGGGUGCGAUCGGAUCAGCACCAUCCUGGUGUCCUUGUGGUUCCUGCUGUAGUUGGUGGAAGUGGCUCCUUGGUUUGCUUCUGGCAUGGUUGCUUCUCCUUGGAUUACUCUUUGGACUCAUUGCUCUGGCGGAAGAAGUGAGAAAGCUGAAAUCUCGUGUGGAGAACCUGGAAAAAAUAAAUCACAGCUUCCUGACAGUUAACCAAGGGAAUCCGUAUUUGGAAAAAGAUGUUUCUAAAGUAGAUUUUCUUCAUGGUGUGGCACCCUCUUCGACCUUCCCUUUUGAAAAUGAAGAAUCAGUUUGGUUGAUGGUGAAGAGCAGACUGAACAAGGAAAUAGAACGAGGCUAUUUCCGAGGGGAGAGAGGAGAACCUGGUAUGAAAGGUGACAUGGGAUUGCAAGGUCCCAAAGGGGAUCGAGGACUUCCUGGUGUCCCAGGCAUUCCUGGUCCAAUGGGGCAUCAAGGACCAGAAGGACCCAAAGGACAGAAAGGCAGCAUGGGUGAUCCUGGCAUGGAAGGUCCCAUAGGGCAAAGAGGUCGAGAAGGGCUACCAGGGCCUCGAGGAGAGCCUGGACCACCUGGAUUUGGAGAAAAAGGAGACAGAGGUGCUGCAGGUCCUCCAGGACCGCCUGGUCCCCCAGGUUCUGCUGGCCUUAAAGGUCCAAUGGGUUCUCCAGGCCCUCAAGGUCCUCCAGGUCCUCCUGGCCUUCAAGGAUUUAGAGGAGAAGCAGGCCUCCCAGGUGCUAAAGGUGAGAAAGGAGCUCCUGGAUCCCCAGGACCUAAAGGUGAUCAGGGUGAAAAAGGAGCUCGUGGAAUGACAGGCGAACAAGGCUCAAGAGGCAUACCUGGUCCUCCAGGAGAACCAGGGGCUAAAGGACCUGCAGGACAAGCUGGCCGUGAUGGACAGCCAGGUGAAAAAGGUGAACCGGGUCUCAUGGGAAUGCCAGGAGCCCGAGGCCCUCCAGGACCUUCUGGAGAUGCAGGAGUGCCAGGUCUCACAGGACCCCAGGGACCACCAGGACUUCCAGGCAACCCUGGCAGACCAGGGGCUAAAGGAGAACCUGGAGCUCCAGGCAAAGUCAUAAGUGCUGAGGGUUCAUCAACUAUUGCUCUGCCAGGCCCACCAGGUCCUCCAGGACCAGUUGGCCCCACUGGACCCCCUGGUGUUCCAGGUCCUGUUGGGCCAGCUGGUCUCCCUGGACAACAAGGUCCACGAGGUGAGAAGGGAUCCGCAGGUGAAGUUGUGAUAGAAACUAUCAAGACAGAAGUCUCAUCACUGGCAUCUCAGAUGCUGGCAGAUCUACAAGGGCGAGCAGGACCACCAGGUCCCCCUGGACCACCAGGUGAAUCUGUGCAGGGACUCCCUGGGCCUCGUGGUCCCCCAGGACCUCCAGGCCCACCAGGGAGAUCAGGAUCUUCAGUGUCCACCUCAGAAACGUUCGUCUCAGGCCCACCUGGUCCACCAGGUCCACCAGGCCCAAAGGGAGACCAAGGUGAACCAGGUCCACGAGGAUUCACAGGUGAACCAGGUGAACCUGGCCUUCCAGGAUUCUCUUCCCAUGGUGGUACAGUUACCAUGCAGGGACCUCCAGGCCCGCCAGGCCCACCAGGACCUAAAGGUGAUGCAGGUGUCCCAGGCGCUCCUGGCAUCCCAGGAACAUCUCGAGGUGGAUCCAGACAAAUUCAAGGACCCCCAGGUCCUCCCGGGCCGCCUGGUCCUCCUGGCCCAGGUGGAAGUUCAUCCCAAGAGAUUCAGCAGUAUGUCACUGAUUACCUGAAAAGUGACAAUGUAAGGCAUUAUUUGACUGGUGCCCAAGGCCCACCAGGCCCUCCAGGCCCACCUGGAAUCAUCACCACUGCAGAUGGGAAGAACUUCGAUUUUGCAGAGCUGGCUACCCGUGUUAUGAGCUAUAUGACAAGCUCUUCAGAUCAUUAUCAGUCAUUUGCCAGUUCAGUAUCAACUACGUCUGUUUUGUACCAAGAACUUUUGGAAAUGCUACAGAGAGAAGAAAUUCGUCAGUACCUAGUUGGACCUCGGGGCCCACCAGGACCUCCUGGACCAGGAGUAGAUGGAAUGUCUCUGUCACUGGAUUAUGAUGAAUUGACCAGACGGUUUAUCAGCUACUUGACAAGUUCUGGUAUGAGCAUUGGGCUCCCUGGACCACCUGGGCCUCCGGGAUCACCGGGCAUAUCUUACAGUGAACUGACAGCAUACCUGAGAAACUCUGAAUUCAGUGGUCUUGUUGGACCCCCUGGGCCUGCAGGGCCCCCAGGACCCCCAGGGAUCCCUGGAUCAUCUGGCACUUCUCUGGAGGACAUCUCUGCUUACCUACAAAGUGUUGGAUAUUCUUCUAUCUCUGGCAUCCAGGGCCCACCUGGCCCUCCUGGCCCUCCGGGACCACCAGGCUUCUCAGGAACUGGCCUCCUGUCCUACGCUGACAUCACCCACAGUGACGAGUUCAGAAGCGAGCUGAUCCAGUACCUGAAGAGUGAUGAAGUUCGAAGCUACAUCUCAGGGCCACCUGGGCCCCCUGGGCCCCGGGGACCACCAGGACCCAAAGGAGAUAGUGGUUUGGUGGCUGGGUCUAUGUCUUCACUAUACCAUGAUUCGCUGGCUUCUGAGCGGUUGCACGGAGGAUCCCUUGGUGCUGAGGGAUCCCAUGGAGGAUCUCUGGGCACAGGCAGCUCUUAUGGCAGCUCCAUGAGCAGCAGCAUGUCAUCAUACAGUGCCUCCAUGGGCAGCGAUGGCUCUUACGGUGCCUCCAUGGGCAGCGAUGGGUCAUUUGAUGGGCUGCUGACAGCUGAGGAGUCACACAGGAGAUCAGCAGGUACAGGCAGAUCUUACAGCAACUCCUUUACUGGAUCCCUGGAUUACAAUGAACUGGCUCGACAUGUGUCAGAGAACCUACAAAGUCGAGGUAUCCUCCAGGACUUGAUGUCUUACACUGGACAGGGACCUCCAGGUCCCCCCGGACCUCCUGGACCUCCCGGAAUAAGCAGAAUCUUUGCAGCCUAUGGAAAUGUCACUGAGGAUCUCAUGGACUUCUUCAGAACACAUGGUACUGUCCGGGGACCACCUGGUGAGAAAGGAGAGCGGGGUUAUCCCGGCCCCAAAGGUGACCCUGGGCCGAUGGGCCCACCAGGACGCCAUGGGCAAAGGGGACCAAAAGGAGAGAAAGGCGAGAAAGGUGAACAAGGGUAUGGUGGCAGAAGAAAAAGAAGAAGUGUUGGGGUUUAAGGGAAGAACCAAGUCAGAUCUGCACCGGGCAGCAUCUCUAGCAGCCCAAAGAAUUCGUGUGGAGCUUUGCUGCCUUACUGCUAAAAUGUCCUUGCCAGUCAGCUAAGUACUUAGCCUUGAUAGUUCAGUGUUGCUGCUGAGAUCUGAAUGGCUCUUUUACAUGUGUCCAGUGUGGCUCUAGCGUGGAUGUUUCCUCCUGUUGCAAAUGUGUGGCUUAGCACCCCUGAGCCUACCCAGGUUUGUGUUUUCUGCGCUGACAAGGGCUUCCCACCCCCCUCAGUCCAGUCUUGUAUUAUUCCCAGCUACAUAAAAACUUGUUUAAACAACUAGCCAAGUAUCCAGCCAAAAAAAAAAAAAAAUCCUCCCUGUACCAAAGAAGUGGGUAGGAGUCAGACCAAAAGCCCUGCAGGAAGUGCCGGGACUGAGCAUCCUGAGCGGCUUGCUGUGCCAGCUGCAGGGGGGGGCUGGUGCAUCAGGUGCUGGUGGCACUGAGCGGGGUCCUGGCUGGGGCUGGGAGUGCUUUCAGAUCCCUGGGGUCAGCACCUGCUGUCACCCCACUUGUGGGAAAGUUGAAAAGUGGUUCCCUCCCAGCAGUUCAGUUUUUCGGUGCUCUGGCACUCCACGUGCAUUAACCUCGCCCCCAAGCGCGCUUCCCUUGACAAAGUCCUGUAACAGAGCAGGCUGUGGCAGCACACAGGGCACAGCACACACUAAUACUCUGCAGGGAAAGUGGGCCUCUUGUGCUGUGCAGCACGGCACGGUGUGACAUGCACGGGGACAGAACUGAAGCACUUUUCUGAAACGUAAUUUGUUGACUUUUAAAAAAAACGUUUUUGCAUUCUAUUUUUGAAAUAUUAGGAAAAACUUGUUAAUGUAAACAUCCCAAUUAAAGUGUGUUUUAUACUCCAA